Salvia splendens (bonfire salvia) is the source of this 627-nucleotide messenger RNA. RefSeq lists its product as uncharacterized. Lineage: Eukaryota; Viridiplantae; Streptophyta; Magnoliopsida; Lamiales; Lamiaceae. The coding region runs from base 1 to 627 and encodes 208 amino acids. The record is from RefSeq and is a predicted model, not a curated record. The transcript has a single exon.
AUGCCCAAGAAGCAAAGUUCAAACUGGUCGGACCCUCGAACAGUCAUGGCAAGGCACACACAUGUGGCAAAACUUUCGUACCCUAUUAACUGGGAGGAGAUCAGAGCCUUGUUAAGGCACGCUGGGGCCCGUGGAGGACUCAUCAAGGAUUCCACCGGGAGAGCCCAGGUCCUGACGAAGCCUCCCCAGGAUGACAUAAAGUUUAAAUUUUCUGAUGUCUGCAAGGCCGCGUUCCCAUUUCUGAAAGAUCGAUUGACGAGUUGUUCUAUAAUACGCGGCCCUAACUGGAAUCACUCCUUUGAGGUGAUAUGUGAGACUAGUAACUGUGCUGUGGGAGCAAUACUAAGUCAGAAAAUCCAAGGGAAAAGUUAUGUUGUCCUCUAUGCAUCAAAAAUAUUGGAUCAGGCGCAAAGGAACUAUGAUGUGACCAAGAAAGAAAUGCUAUCAGUAGUCUUUGCAUUUGGGGAGUUCAGACAACACCUACGUGGGUCCAAAGUGAUGGUGUAUACAAACCAUGCGGCCAUCAAAUACCUAUCAUCUAAGAGGAGAUCAAACCAGCAUUUGAUCAGAUGGUUACUCCUUCUACAGGAGUUUGAGUGGGAAGCAGUUGAUAGGAAAAAGAUGUGA